GGCACAUACUUGCCUUGGAAUUGCCGCCCUGUUCCGGUUUGCAAGAUGGAGCAGCAACAACUGCAAAAGGCGUAUCUCACCUCCCGGAGGACCACGAUGAUUACCGCGCUGGGUCGGGCAGAGGCAUUUGUGGCUGAUUUCGACGAGCAACGCGACCAAGGGCAGGUCGCAAUUCGGCUGGAGUACCUGAACAACAUGUGGACAACGCUGGAGGAGGUGCAAGGGCAGUUGGAGGACAUUGAGUGUGGUGAACAAGGUAGGCAAGUUAAUGCUGACAUUCGUGCAAAUUUUGAACCUCGGCUGUUCCAAAUAAAAGCCGCCUUACUUUCAAAACUACCUGUUCUUAAUCAAGCUCGCAUCCCUGAAUCUUCUUCUUCGCCGUCUUCCGCUCUCGCUGGGUUGAAACUACCUACGAUCUCGCUUCCUGAAUUCAACGGAGAUUACAUGCAGUGGCUAGGGUUUCAUGACACUUUUCUGGCGCUCAUUCAUUCAAAUUCCGACGUUGCAGCCAUCCAAAAGUUUCAUUAUUUGAGAGCAGCUCUGAAAGGUGAAGCGGCUCAGCUCAUUGAAUCCAUUGCGAUUUGCUCAGCGAAUUACAACCUGGCUUGGCAAACAUUGGUGGACAGGUACGCCAAUGAAUACCUGUUGAAGAAACGGCAUCUCCAAGCACUGUUCGAAAUCAACUCGGCUAAAAGGGAAACUGCUGCAUCUCUACAUGCACUGGUGGAUGAAUUCCAGCGUCACACCAAGAUCCUGUGUCAACUAGGCGAACCAACGGAGUCCUGGAGCACCAUCCUAGAACAUCUAUUGUGCACAAAACUCCCUGACGACACGCUGAAAGCCUGGGAAGAGUACGCAUCAACCUCUAGCAACCCGAACUACGACUGCUUGAUCGAGUUUCUUCAGCGUCGUAUGCGCGUUUUAGAGUCCAUUCUGGUGAACCAUCAUCAACCCGCAUCCGUUCCAAACGUGUCAUCUCAUUCUUCCAAAAGGGCUCCCAAUUUCCGUGUAUCAUGUGCUUCUACUUCCAAUUCCGCCUGCAAAUGUCCAGCUUGCAAUCAAGAUCAUCCGCUUAUGAAGUGUGCAAGGUUCAAUCAGCAGUCUCAUUCCGAACGGCUGCGUUUCGUAUCGAGCAAGCACCUGUGUCACAAUUGCCUUAAAAGUGAUCACAUUGCUCGUAAUUGCUCAUCAACUUACAGCUGCAAGCAUUGCCGUAAACGCCAUCAUACGAUGCUGCAUUCCGGUGACGUCACUAGAUCUGUAAACGAUUCGCCUUCCACUCGCACGUCUAUGUCUACGCAAGCUAUCCAGUCUGCUGCUUCAUCCGUUGCGGAAUCAGUUCCCCGAUCAUCCGUCGUAAAUGUUGAAGAGUGUCCCAGAGUCGUUGCCAGUGCCUCCGCUCCACAAUCUCGAGAAGACGUUUUUCUGCUGACGGUACUGGUGAAGGUAGUCGAUGCAUACGGACAAGACCACAUAGCACGUGUUCUGCUCGACAGUGCCUCUCAACCAAAUCUCAUCACGAAUCGUCUGGCACGACGAUUGCACUUGAAAGCGGACUUCUGUGAACGUGACAAUUCAGGGAGCUGGAAAUACUUCAAAGAAAGUGAAGGAAUCAAUCUUUGCUCGAAUCAAAUCGCGGAACGACAGUUUUGA
Molecule: messenger RNA, 1653 nt
Organism: Armigeres subalbatus
Lineage: Eukaryota; Metazoa; Arthropoda; Insecta; Diptera; Culicidae
Exons: 2
Coding region: 46-1653 (535 amino acids)
Source: RefSeq, a predicted model, not a curated record